Messenger RNA from Mangifera indica (mango), 741 nucleotides. RefSeq names its product G-type lectin S-receptor-like serine/threonine-protein kinase CES101. The coding region runs from base 1 to 741 and encodes 246 amino acids. The record is from RefSeq and is a predicted model, not a curated record. Lineage: Eukaryota; Viridiplantae; Streptophyta; Magnoliopsida; Sapindales; Anacardiaceae. The transcript is spliced from 2 exons.
AUGGCCACCUGUAAACUGUGCCGGAACGUUACAGUUUCUCUCCUCAUUUUGCUGUGUUUCAGCACAGCACCAGCUUUUUUUGUUCAUGCACAAGGAGUUGGAGAUACCAUUAAGCCUGGGGAAGUGCUCGAAUUCUCUGACCAGCUUACUUCGGCUGAUGGCAGAUUCAUUUUGGGCUUUUUCAACCCCUUGAAUGCUGCUCACCGUUACUUGGGAAUCUGGUAUAAAGAUGACCCCGAUAACGUUGUAUGGGUUGCUCACCCAACCAGUCCUCUAUAUGGAAGAAGCGGGAACCUCACCAUGGAUGCGGACGGCGUAUUGAAGAUUAUGCAGAGUGGGAGCACAAUUGCUUUGAAUUCAAAUCAUGCGGCUGAGAACUCAACGGCGACCCUUGAGGAUUCUGGCAAUUUUGAGUUGACAGAAUUGAAUCCUGAUGGAUCUGCUAAACAGGUUUUGUGGCAAAGCUUUGAUUUUCCUACUAACACGUUACUGCCUGGAAUGAAACUAGGGGUUAACUUCCAAACCGGGCAAACUUGGUUUCUUACUUCCUGGUUAAGCCAACAAAUAGCUACCCCUGGAACUUUUACCCUUGAGUGGAGCAACAGUUCUGGUAGUGGGCAACUCAUUGCCAAACGCCGAGGAGAUAUCUACUGGAGAAGUGGGAGCUUGAACUUGAGUAGUGGGAUCUUUGAGGACAUUCGUGGGUCGCAGGGUUGGUCUUGGAUGAAAAGGGGCAAUUAG